Molecule: messenger RNA, 1044 nt
Organism: Arachis duranensis
Lineage: Eukaryota; Viridiplantae; Streptophyta; Magnoliopsida; Fabales; Fabaceae
Product: ervatamin-B-like
Exons: 2
Coding region: 1-1044 (347 amino acids)
Cellular component (GO): lysosome
Molecular function (GO): cysteine-type endopeptidase activity
Source: RefSeq, a predicted model, not a curated record
AUGGCUUUUCCUGGGCAAAAGCAAUGUUCUUUAGCCAUAUUAUUACCCCUAAUAAUUCUUGCUGUUGGGAUUUCGCAAGUGUGGUCCCGCAAACUCAUGAAUGAUGAUGAGGCAUCUAUGGAAGAAAGGUAUGAAGAAUGGAUAAUAAAACAUGGGAAAGUGUAUAACAAUGAUGAGGAGAAGCAGAAACGGUUCUUGAUUUUCAAGAGCAACGUAGAAUACAUUGAAUCCUUCAAUGCUGGUGGGGACAAGUCUUACAAGCUUGGUAUUAACCACUUAACUGACAUAACCGUUGAGGAGCUUAAGGCUUCCCUAAAUGGAUUCAAGAGGCCACAAAGGGGCUCUACUCCUCCAACACCAUUCAAGUAUGCAAAUGUUGAAUCCGUUCCUUCAUCCAUUGAUUGGAGGAAUAAAGGAGCUGUUACUAGUGUCAAGAACCAGGGCUUUUGUGGUAGCUGUUGGGCAUUUUCGGCCGUGGCUGCGGUGGAGGGCAUCCACGCGAUAACCACCGGACAGCUGGUGUCACUUUCCGAGCAACAAGUGGUGAGUUGUGACAUACACGGAAGGGACGAGGGAUGUAACGGCGGUUACAUGGAAGGUGCAUUUCAAUACAUUUGGAAAAACGGCGGAAUCAACAGCGACGCAAACUACCCUUACAACGCAACAGACGCUACAUGCAACGCAACAGCAGAAGCCUUCGAAGUUGCUCAAAUCAAAGGCUAUGAGAUGGUUCCAGCAAACAAUGAGAGUGAGGUUGUGAAGGCAUUGGCUCACCAACCUUUGGCGGUUGCAAUUCAAGCAAGUUCCUUACAUUUUCAGUUUUAUUCCGGUGGUAUUUUUGACGAAACAUGUGGGUAUGAACUUGAUCAUGGUGUUACGGCGGUUGGUUAUGGUACAAAUGAAGCCGGUACUGAUUAUUGGAUUGUUAAGAAUUCAUGGGGUACUGAAUGGGGCGAGGGAGGAUACAUAAGGAUGAAAAGAGGUAUAGGUGCUGGUCUUGGUUUAUGUGGAAUCGCCAUGGAUGCUUCUUAUCCUACUGCAUAA